UAAAACAUCUCUAAGCUACUUUUGUAAAGACUUCUUGAGUCUUGACUUCUGAUUACAGCUGCUGCUUCUGUGACCUUAAAAACUUUUUCUUUUGCCUGCCUUUAGCAGAAAUUACAGCUGAUCUUGACAUUAAAUUCAGUUAAUAUGGCAUCUGCACGUUUACCUGAUCUUCAUGUUUCAUUUGGAAGUACGAACAAUCUGGCAUCUCCGAGAAUACCAGAUGUAUUGGUGUCAGCAGAUACCCCUUAUAGGGGACGGAUGCUCAAAUAUGUAUGGUGCAAGCAGCGUCUACCCUUUAUUGGUGUUCAAGAUGUAAUGACAGUUGAUAUAACAGAUAUUGGUGGAAAAUCUUCUACACCUUAUCGUCUACCACGAAUAGAUGCUCCAAGCCCUCAUUCAAGACAUUAUGAAGAUUCUUACUAUUCAGCAAGAUUAUGGGGACAGUUUGGGUAUGAAAAUAUAAUAAGGAUACCAGAGUUAGGUCCAGAGAUAAGAAAACAUUAUGUAAACCCACCUAAAACAGUAGCUCAACAAUAUAGACAGGCUAAUCUUAGUGUACCCAAGUUUCGUACAGCUGCCAUUACUCCCACUAUGAAAGCAAUUCCAUUAAAUAAAGAUACAGAUGAUUUGGACAUGUACCAAAGUGUAUUAGCUAGUGGUCCAUACGAAAGUGAAGGAGGAGAUUUAUUAAUACCACCUGGUCCAACACCCACGCCUGUCAGCAGAACAUUCUCACCGACUAAAUCAGUUAAAAGUAUUCACUGGGCACUUGGAAGUUCUCAACAUCCAUUAUUUGAUAAAAAGGGUCGAGGACGAGUACAAGGACCUUAUUCACGAGAGUUUACAGUGACAUGUUUUGCUCCAAAUAAUUGGUUAAAAAUGAAACUAGGAGGAGGUCGAACCAGUUGUCAAAGCUGAAUAUAAUAGACUUUUAUUGAAAUACAAUUACCUGUUGAAGAACCAGACAUGGAUGUGGUAAUAUCAACAUAUCGAUACCCUUUCUUGAUGCCAAAGUGGAAAUGGCUUCUGCAAUGCUGUCAAUGUCAAAUCAAAUUGUAGGCCAAAUUAUGUGCCAAAUAUAUUAAACCUCAUUUAAGUAAAUAACAUGGCCAAAAGUUUUUUUACACAAUGUAAAUGUAAAAUGAUAUGGAUUCAAAAGGUUAAAGGAGCUGUAGCAGAAAUACUUUAGUGAAUAAAACACUGACUACAUCUGGGUCAAAGUUUUUUUAAUCCCAGGCAACCAUAGAGUUAUGUCCAUUAUUAUUUAAAACUUGCUUUUAUGGCUGGUGAAGAGAAAUUUGUAGCUUAUGGGCUUAUAAGCGGGGUAGCAAUCACGAUCUAUUAUUAUACAAUUCUGGUCAAUAUUUCUGCUAAUAUAAUAUUCAGUCCAAUCUAAUGCUUCCGUUUUAUCAUACUCAUUUAUUUCAUUUAACAUAAUGACAGUGGCAAGAGCAUGGCAUGUAUGCAUAUUCGGGAACACCUGAUAUCACUUUCUACUAUGGGAUUACCUCAUGUGGCUGAAUUUGUCAGCUAGACAGUGUAUUUGACCACUAAUUCGAAUCAGUUGUGCUUGAGUUUUAUUUUGAGCCGUUAACUUGGCACAAGUGAUAUAAGUUAUAUGUCUUUACAAUUUGAUAUUCAAUGUUCAUAUUUAAACCCACAUAUAUCAACAUAUAUUUAUUACAUGUCCCAUGAAAUCUAGUACAGCUCCUUUAAAGUCAGGACCAUCUGACAUCUUGAAUACAGUAAUGAAUAUUAAAUAUACUGAGAUGCAAUGAAGACGCAACACUGAUUUGACCGGAAGUGCUGGCGAGAGAUAUUGAAGCAGAAAUGUGAUUUUUAGCAUGAUUGUAGACCAGAUAUUUAAGGUCAAAAGAAAAUCAACAAGAACCAACAGAGCCACCUGUAACAGCCACAUAUGCCGCAUGGAGGAGACAAACCUCUGACUGGCUGCUUGGGGGAUCCUCUCCACUCUCAUUGCAAUGUUGCUUCCAGUGACUCUGGUAUUCACAAUGGCACAUUCUCAGUGUUCAGGUGUCAACCUUUGCAUAUCGUUGCAUCUUCCACAGAACUGUAGGAGUUUUGCUGUCCUUAGCAUUUUAAAAGCCAUAUUUCAUAUCCCAUGUCUGCACCAUAAAAUCAUGGUUUUCAACAUUCCUAUUCUGUCAAAUUCAUACUGUUUUUGUCUUUGAGAGAAUUGAUCUGUGUUUCUGUCAUGAUCUAAUGUUACAUUCAAAUCUUCAAGAUUAAAGUAUAUCUUUCAUCUAUUUAUAAAGGCAGUGCAUUUUCAUUGUGUCUCAGUAUAUAUUAAAUGUUUUGCCCAGUGGUGAAUGAUACUUGAUUCCUAUGCUCUGAUAUUUUACUUCCAGAAUUUACACCAACAUUUGUUUGGGCCCCAAUAACAUCAGUCUCAUGCAACACCACUCAUUUUGGUUUUAAUUUAAAAUGUUUCCAUCUUUAAUCUAAGCACAAUAUAUUUAUUGUAUAUCUCUAAAUAUUUGAGAGAGUUAUUUGAAAUAAUUUAUGACAAGUUGUAUUGUUUACAUUUUGUUCAUAUCAGUAGAUUUAUAAAUGACAUUCUAGUUUAUUUUUGAAUUUGUCCCACACUUAAGUAGGUAUUUUGCUGUCAUCAGUUAAUCCUGAAGUAUUAACCAUAUUAAUAUGCAGGAAAUAUGUUGUUUUUAUAAGCCCACAUUUAAUGUGGAUGUAUAUUAUUGUCACCUCCAUCUAUUGUCUGUCCAAACUUUCUGGUGAACACUCUACAGAUCAGUGUUCUCAACAGAUUUUUUAUCAGUUUUGCAAUGAUUGUUUAUUUAAUCAUAAGGGUAAAUUCUGAAUAUUUUUUAUUGCAAAUCACAGAGUUAUAUCCUUCAAUUCCUUGGUUACUUUAAAAUUUAUGAAUCUAAUUACAACUUAAGUUUUGUAGAGUUAUGUUUCCGUUCACAUUUUUACUUUUAAAACUUGGGACAGAGUUUGGGAUUUGUUGACAAUAUCAUGGACAAUCGGGCAUUUAUCUAUGCUUUUACUGAUAGUAAAAUGUUUGCGUUGAAUGAUGUAUUUAAGAUUAUGACUUUAUGACUAACAAAUUAAAAUUUGAUGAUUGUAAAAAUGUUUUUUUGUAAAAGGUUAACUAUAUUCUCAUUAUAUAGUGAUAUUAUUUAUACAUGUAUAUAUUUUGUGUUAUAUCUAUUAAUAAUUAACCAAAUGUGUUAUUUUUUUAAUUUAAAGAAAAUUAAAUGGUU
Molecule: messenger RNA, 3242 nt
Organism: Patella vulgata (common limpet)
Lineage: Eukaryota; Metazoa; Mollusca; Gastropoda; Patellidae
Exons: 5
Coding region: 145-918 (257 amino acids)
Source: RefSeq, a predicted model, not a curated record